UAUAGCCUAGAUAGCCUUCCGAAGACCUUGUCAUUUCGCAGGCUCAUCCGUUUUUUCCCUUCGGCGCUCUGGUCACCUAUUCAAUAUCAAAUUAUGUUGAAAAAUAGCCGGUUCGUAUGCCUACUGUGGAUAUUAUUUGAAAGUGCCUAGAAUGAGAAUCUUCGCGUAUUUUUGCUGAACUGUGCCACGCUUCCCGCGCAGCGGCAGGUUUCUCUCAAACGCACCGAAUUGCCUGGAAGGCAACAGUCGACACAAAACCUUGGAGUAGACGCAAUGGAGAAUUUAAUCUAAAGAGGAACACAUGGGGAAAGACACAAAGGAAUAAGAGGGACCAUACGUAAGGACAGAUAUUGCUCAUAAACGCAGCAUAUCUUUUUCAAAUGUGAAGUGGCCAGAUGUGGAGAAAAUCACGAAUUUAAUUCGGUUUUUAAUUAGGCAUUUUUAUUUAUUAAUUCGGUGGGUUUGUAUAGUCAUAUCCAAUAAUAUAUCGGAAUGUAGCUUAGUAUGGUAUCUAUACGACCACUGCUAUAAUAAGAAAUGGUGCAAAGUUAGAUCGGUCAAUAGGCCUGCUGUAAAGUUAUUUCUACAUGCCUUAAUGGCCACAAUCACUCUUAAUUGUUGUCUAUGGAAUGACCUGUUAUCCUGACCUGUAGGGACCAGUGUUACCAACAACAAAACAAUAAUAAUAAAAACAUGCACCGGUUUAUUGGUAUGAACAAGAACAAAAAUGUAAAUGUAAGUAGGCAGACUGCAAGUACUCUGGAUAAGCGCAUCUGCUAAAUGACUCAAAUAUAAAUGUAAAACAUAAAUUAUCAUAAGUGUUGUGGAAGGAUUUGUUGAUGGACCUGCAUAUUUAUUUUUUGCAAAUAUAACACUUUUUUACAUUGAAUAGUGCAUUACAUCACCCAAACUCAUUACACAAUUAUCUGUCUUCCAGGAUAUGCACAAAUUCCAUCAGACACACUAAUGUUGUUUUCUACUUUCUGAGCCUAAACUCAACAUGCCUUCCUGAAAAAUCUCAUCGCAAAGAAUCACUGAUCAUAUCAGCUGCUAGUCCAUUUACCACAUGUUGCUUUUUUCUGUGUGCACCCAGUCACAUUGCCAACCAAUCAAUGCGUCCAGAUUAUAAAUAGUUGAACAAAAGCUUUAAAUGAACAACCAGGUUUACUGAAACCUGAGGCGCAGUGCAUUAUUUCUUCAUCAUUGGUAACUAAAUACGGGGGUGUGGAGACUGUGGACUCUGUACAGGCUGCACAGGCACGAGUCUGAUUUAGUACGGAGGCCGGUGAGGUAAGGAGGAGGCUGUAUAUUCCUAACACUAACGGGGCACUGACAAGGACGCAGCCUAGAGCUGACCUCCUCCUCACCUGGCCACCCCCCCUCCUCCCCACACAGAGGGAUGCCCCCCAGGCCGAGCAGCAGCUGAAGAGGAGGACAAAAAGGUUACUCUGACUGCGCCUCACCAGAAGAGGUCCUCCUCUCCUCUCUCAGACUGGUUGGGACGCUCCAGUUGAGUUUUCUUUGACUCAUCCUCACCGGAGUGAGAGAGUGAAGACCUUUUGAAGAUCCAGAGGUUCUUACUGUGGGAUCACAUUUAUUUGGAGUAGCUGAUAAUAGACGCAGACCUACAGUCUUGCUUUGUCUUUCCCUGUCUGUGGGGUGUGUGUGUGAGAGAGUGCUUGUGGGUUGGCACCGGUGAGAGCGUCUCCCUUCCCAAAGCCAGGAUGUCUGCAGUUCAGCUGCUGCUGGUCCCGCUGGCGCUGUGGGCUCUGCAAGCGUCUCUAUGCCAUGGAGCCUGUGUGGAGGUGGACUCUGACACUGACGCAGUGGUCAGCGAAGGCUUUAAGCUGGGCUGCAUCUCCUGUAAGAUGAGGGGCGAGGUGCCCGCCGAGGCCACUGUUGAAUGGUCCUUCAUGCCCAAAGGGGAGAGCGAGUUCACAAAAAUCUACAGCUACGAGGAUCUAAUGAGCGACAUCCCGGACGAGCGCUUCUAUGAGCGUCUGGACUGGAACGGCAGCAAGAAGACCAAGGACCUGCAGGACGGCUCCAUCUACAUCCUGAACGUGACGUGGAACGACACGGGCACCUACCGCUGCAUCUUCAACCGCACCCUCACCUUCACCUCCUACGGGUUCCACACUGACGUCACCAAGAUCGUCCACCUCAACGUGGUGCCAAGACUGACCAGGGGGAUAGCGUCCAUCUUGUCUGAGGUGAUGAUGUAUGUCACCAUCGUUGGGCUGCAGGUAUGGCUGGUGGUGGAGAUGAUUUACUGCUACAGGAAGAUAUCAGCGCAAGGCGAGGAAGCAUUGAGAGAGAGCGCGGCGGAUUACUUAGCUAUAGCUUCGGAGAGUAAAGAAAAUUGUGCAAUGGUGGCAGUGACCGAAUAGCACUGGUUAAAUAAUGGCUCCAGACGAUGAAUAGCUCUCGAUAGCCCUUCAACACUUCACCCCUUCUUCCAGACUUCCAUUAUGACACCAUCUCAUUACCCCAUCCAGGAGGAGCAGCCAAGAGGCUUGUCCAGAGAACAGAUGGAUGAGAAGUGAAACAGCCAAUGGAAAAAAAGGGACAUUACUUUAUUUAAAUGCAAAUAUACAGCAUGUGUACUAUCGAGCAGUACUAUAAUAUCAAAGAGAGUUGUAUAUACAGUACGUAUGCUUAAUUAUGCAAUCCAAAUCUUCAUUGUAACACUCCUACAUUAUAUUAAGUUAGUUCAUACAUAGUAGUGAUACAUCAUAACCAUUGGCAUUAAUAUGUUUCUAAAGGUACAUUUCAGGAUUCUAAAUUGUGAUUGUAUCAAAGCAAUUAGAGAUCAGAACUCAACUGCAAUCUUACUUGGCUUCAGUAGCCGGUCUUGAUCAGACCUUCAAUGGCUAUUAUGCGCAGAUCCAGACUAGCCUACCGGUAUAUUCAAAAGCAUCCCAGUAAAACCUUAAGAAAGUUAUGCAUUCAGGUUAAUGAAAUGAGUACCCCCUGGGGAGUAGUAGCCUAACACACGGUUGACUAGCUGCAAGUAAUGGAUUGUACACAUCCAGAGCAACUAUUUCUGUUUGACAACAUCUGUCUACCUGUUAAAAGGUUAAAGCAUUAAUGUUCUAGUAAUGUUACCAAUAGGAUAACUCUCUCAAGCUCAAAAAGUACAUUAGGAUCAGGGCAAAUUCACUAUCCAGUGUCUAGUGUAGGACUCAUGCCUGUACAUACUGUAGAUCGAGAAGGACUGUAGCUAACUAUUUAUCAACGCAAUGGAAUCAUUUUCACAUAACCGGUAGGUCUCUGAGAUUUCGCGAGAGAAACGGACGGUUGUGAUUCCAUGGACAUUCAUUUGGACAUCAGCUUGUGAGGGUUGCUUGUGUCAGACGACUUAAGGUAAUGAGUAAAUUGCUCAAAGCUAUAAUUAUCCACCAAUGUAUCCUUCUAGAAAGUGUCACAUUAUAGCAGUGCCAUUUUUAAAUGUUGAGACUAUCAUUCUACCGUUGUGACUGGAAACCUCCAUACAUUAUACAUAUAUUUAUUGCAGUAUAAUUGCAUUCUCUCCAUAUUUCAUUAAUGCUUAAUUUGCUAGAAUAUCCUGACCAUAUUUACAACAACCAAGGGCAUGUGAUAUUAGCUACCAUUUUACUACCGUGGGAAACUACCACAAUUUGUCCAGUGUGUCUGGAGCAGGAAUGUCUGUGACUGGUCAAAGACCUGAAAUGGUUUAAACAAGACGCUAAACUGGUUUAAAACAAGUUAUUUAAUGAAGAUACCUAAUGUGAGCAGAAACUAUACUAUAUACAUAGUGUUGGCUUAGUGCUCAUAUCGAUCAGUCCCUAUGGAGCAGAGUACAGUGAGCUGCUAUUGAAAACUGACAUCCCUGUCGUUCCUAUUUGGCAGUCAAUUCUGAAUUAUACCUCCAGGGGCAGCAUAACACUGCCUAAUGUGGACUGCCAUGUUGCAUACAUACUUUCUUAUAGAAUGUCAUUGGGAUCUGGGUUUGCUACAUUUGAAGUACAGAAAAGUGAAAGAAUAAUAGGAUUGUUAUCGCAUGAUAACUGCAACGCGUGAACAAAUGAUCAUUCAUUAGAAUUAAUGUUCAAGAUUUAGAAUUAUUCAAAAUUCCUAAAAAAAAAAAAAAAAGUCACGCCGAUUUGGUCAGGUUAGAGUUUCUAUUCACCUUUCACAGAACUUCAACAUUAAAUAGCGGAAUAUAUGUUGGAAAAAACAACAGGCUUAAAACAGGGAAUAAUCUACUUAAAUGUUCACUGAAGAGAGCUUUUCCAGUUCACAUUACUAUGGAAAUGUUGCUUGCCAAAACAGUCAGCUUUAUACCAUAAUACAAUUGUCAUGUGAGAAUGGAGUAGGCUUUAUGUCUGGUUUAUUAAAUCAAAACAAUCUC
Oncorhynchus mykiss (rainbow trout) is the source of this 4375-nucleotide messenger RNA. Its product is annotated as sodium channel regulatory subunit beta-1. The record is from RefSeq and is a predicted model, not a curated record. Gene Ontology annotation, molecular function: sodium channel inhibitor activity; transmembrane transporter binding. Gene Ontology annotation, biological process: sodium ion transport; cardiac muscle cell action potential involved in contraction; regulation of sodium ion transmembrane transporter activity. Gene Ontology annotation, cellular component: voltage-gated sodium channel complex. Lineage: Eukaryota; Metazoa; Chordata; Actinopteri; Salmoniformes; Salmonidae.